CUCUAGUUUAUGGUUGCUCGCACGGUCACAAGACGUAAGAUCCAAAGAUCAUGGGAAUUGUAUUGUAAAAUACGUCUUUCUUUACCAAUUAUUCUGUGGUGGUCUCUUGUAAAUGGUGUUGGUGCAGUGAUCAGUUUUAGUUAUAGUAUGUUUCUGACUAUGGUGUUAUUUGUAUCGGUUGUUCAUUGGUGAAUGGCUGGUGGUAAAGUCCAAACAACUAAUGAAUGAUGCAGUCUAUUUUCUGGACAGGCAGAGUGGUAUCACGUGUUAUUAGAAACGGACUUCUGAGUUUCUCGAGUGCUACUGAAUUAAAUGUUUCAAAUAAGAAAUAUCCGUAUUUAGUUUCGGUAGUAUGUGGCUUUCCCAAAGACAUUGCUAAUGGAAGAACACAUAAAGGUCAAUUCGGAGACGACGCAUGGUUUUCCACUCAUUUCAAUAAUGCGGAUGUUAUUGGAGUCGCUGAUGGAGUGGGAGGCUGGCGCGCGUACGGCAUUGAUCCGGGCGAAUUCUCCUCGUAUCUCAUGAGGACGUGCGAGAGGCUAGUUCAAAUGGGUCAUUUCAAAUUGUCAGAACCUGGGGAUCUGCUAGCUAAAUCCUAUUAUGAAUUACUGGAACACAAGAAACCUAUAUUAGGCAGUAGCACAGCGUGCGUGAUGAUCUUAGACCGCAGAGAGAGUAUCAUGCGCGCAGCCAACAUAGGCGACAGCGGGUACAUGGUGAUCCGCGGCGGCCGCGUGGUGCACCGCUCGCACGAGCAGCAGCAUUACUUCAACACACCGUACCAGCUCAGCUUACCACCACCAGGACAUGACAGGAACGUCCUUAGUGACAGGCCAGAAUCGGCAGAGACGUCGGAAUUCACGGUGGAGUGUGGCGACGUGAUCCUCGUCGCCACUGACGGCGUGUUCGACAACGUGCCAGAACCAGUGCUGGUAGCCGAGAUGCGAAGGGCACAGGGGCUCGCCGGCGACUCGCAGCGACUGCAGGCGGUCGCCAACUCCAUAGCUUGGAUGGCGCGAAACCUCUCAUUCGACGGAUGCUACAUGUCACCGUUCGCUAAAAGCGCACGGCAGAACGGAAUAGAUGCUAUUGGUGGGAAACCAGACGACAUAACGGUUCUACUAGCUAUAGUAGCACUAUGAAAAUGUCUCCAUGUGAUUUAGAUAGAUUUAUAGGCACUUGUUUAAUUCAAAACCAUUUGAAAUGUAAAAUUAGUAGAAUUAGAGAUAACAACGACACCAAAAACUUGCUAACUGGAUCAUAAUAUUCGAUGUUGUGCUUCAGAUCACAUCAAGUAGUAAACAACUUUACUUUUGAGUUGUAAUUUUUUUAGUAUAAAAUACGUUUUGUUAUGCGCGGUGUGUGUAUAGGAUCUGAUAAUGAGUGUAAAAUAUGUGAUUUUAUUACGUUUUAACGACAGACUAGUACACUAGUCCCUUGUGGUGAUAUUGAAUUGUUUUGAUCGUCUGUCAGUUUUGUGCUACUAUCUUUGAAAGUUAUCUCUACUGUAACUUCCUUGAGUCAAUAAAGAGCAAUAAGAAAUCAAUACUUUGCUUUGUAUAGCAUUAUAAUAUAACUUUUGUCUUCAUUUUGAGAAGUAAUAAUUAUAUCAUUUAUCAAAAUGUGAAGUUCAACUCUGUUGAUAAAAUACUUCUUUUGUGCUUAAAAAUAAUCCAGGAAUAUGGCCGUUUUGUUUUUAACUUUUUUAUAUUUUUAUAGUUUCUUUAUGUUGAGAUGCAGGUGAUUAUGAAAAUUGAAGUAACCGUUUAGUGAUGAUGAUGUAACGAGUCACACGACCUUGGGAAUGUUUGAAUGAAGACUGACGUAUCUAGGUUUACUGUCCUUGUUGUUACUAUAGUUUAAUUAAGAUAUCAGAAGAACGGUUUUAUGAAUGUAACACUUGUAUUUUCUUUGAAUAUCUUCAUUCUAAAUUAAGUUUUGAGCAACUACUUAUGUCUUUGUAUGUUGUUAUUUAUCUAAGCACUUGAGAUGAGUAACUAAAAAAAAUGUAUUUAAUGUGAUGUGACAUUAAUUAAUGAAUAAUGUAAAUACGACCUUGUGAGCCUCUAGCUUCAUGCAUCCAGUUUAGGUAUUGUUUUGACUUUGUCUUCAAAGCCGUUCUGGUAAAAACAUACCCAUUUUUAAUUAGGUACUUGAAAUAAUUUGCAAUAUUUUUUAUUUUCGUUAAAAUUUCUUAUAACCUAUUUAAUUUUGUGUUAUUGCGUUUAAAUACUAGGUUAUUUAUUCGCUAUACAGAAUGACUGAAGAAUUUUUGUCAAAAAGCCUUGUGUGAAAAGAUUAUCAAUAAACAAUGCUGAUCAUAA
Messenger RNA from Ostrinia nubilalis (European corn borer), 2324 nucleotides. Its product is annotated as protein phosphatase PTC7 homolog. The transcript is spliced from 5 exons. Gene Ontology annotation, biological process: protein dephosphorylation. Gene Ontology annotation, cellular component: mitochondrion. NCBI's taxonomy places the organism in Eukaryota, Metazoa, Arthropoda, Insecta, Lepidoptera, Crambidae. The record is from RefSeq and is a predicted model, not a curated record. Bases 225 to 1142 code for a protein of 305 amino acids. Gene Ontology annotation, molecular function: protein serine/threonine phosphatase activity.